This is a messenger RNA of Venustampulla echinocandica, 1179 nucleotides long. RefSeq lists its product as uncharacterized. The transcript is spliced from 4 exons. The record is from RefSeq and is a predicted model, not a curated record. NCBI's taxonomy places the organism in Eukaryota, Fungi, Ascomycota, Leotiomycetes, Helotiales, Pleuroascaceae. Gene Ontology annotation, biological process: ribosomal large subunit assembly; translation. Bases 1 to 1179 code for a protein of 392 amino acids. Gene Ontology annotation, molecular function: RNA binding; structural constituent of ribosome. Gene Ontology annotation, cellular component: cytosolic large ribosomal subunit; ribosome.
AUGUCUCACAGAAAGUUUGAGGCGCCCCGCCACGGCUCUCUGGCAUUCUUGCCUCGCAAGAGGGCUUCCCGUCAUCGCGGAAAGGUCAAGUCCUUCCCCAAGGAUGACCCAAAGAAGCCUGUCCACCUCACAGCCACCCUUGGUUACAAGGCUGGUAUGACCACGAUUGUCCGUGACCUUGACCGACCGGGCGCGAAAUCACACAAGAAGGAGGUUGUGGAGGCAGUUACUGUCAUUGAGACACCACCAGUGAUCGUUGUUGGUCUAGUUGGUUACAUCGAGACUCCCCGUGGUCUUCGAUCCCUCACCACCGUCUGGGCUGAGCACUUGAGCGACGAGGUCAAGCGCCGGUUCUACAAGAACUGGUACAAGAGCAAGAAGAAGGCUUUCACCAAGUACGCCAAGAAGUACACUGAGGACAAGGGCUCAUCCAUCACCCGUGACCUUGAGCGCAUCAAGAAGUACUGCACCGUUGUCCGUGUUCUAGCCCACUCCCAGAUCCGCAAGACCCCUCUCAAGCAAAAGAAGGCACACUUGAUGGAGAUUCAGGUAAAUGGCGGCAGCGUCCCAGAGAAGGUUGAGUUCGCCCAAGGUCUCUUUGAGAAGCCUGUUGAGGUCAGCACGAUCUUCGAGCAGGAUGAGAUGAUCGAUGUUAUUGCCGUUACCAAGGGUCACGGUUUCUCUGGUGUCACAAGCAGAUGGGGAACCAAGAAGCUUCCUAGAAAGACGCACAAGGGUCUCCGAAAGGUCGCUUGUAUUGGUGCCUGGCAUCCUUCCCACGUCCAAUGGACUGUUGCCCGUGCCGGUCAAGACGGAUACCAUCACCGUACCUCUGUCAACCACAAGGUUUACCGUGUUGGCAAGGGCUCUGAUGAGGGUAACGCAACCACCGAGUUUGAUCACUCCAAGAAGCAAAUCACUCCUAUGGGUGGUUUCGUCCGUUACGGAGAGGUCAGGAAUGAUUUCCUCAUCCUCAAGGGUUCCGUUCCAGGUGUCAAAAAGCGUGUCAUGACACUCCGAAAGUCCAUGUUCAUCCACACGUCAAGAAAGGCAUUGGAGAAGGUCGAGCUGAAAUGGAUCGACACAUCUUCCAACUUUGGCCACGGUGCAUACCAAACUCCUCAAGAGAAGCAUCAAUUCCUCGGUACGCUCAAGAAGGAUAUUGCUCCAGCUUCGUAG